This is a messenger RNA of Tupaia belangeri chinensis (Chinese tree shrew), 3393 nucleotides long. RefSeq names its product phosphorylated CTD interacting factor 1 (gene PCIF1). Gene Ontology annotation, cellular component: nucleus. Gene Ontology annotation, molecular function: mRNA (2'-O-methyladenosine-N6-)-methyltransferase activity; RNA polymerase II C-terminal domain binding. NCBI's taxonomy places the organism in Eukaryota, Metazoa, Chordata, Mammalia, Scandentia, Tupaiidae. The record is from RefSeq and is a predicted model, not a curated record.
UAGCCGGCCUGUAGUCUCGGUGGAGCUUUAACUGCAAGCCUCUCCCAUGUGGCUUAGCAUUCCCCAGCUUUGCCAAAAGCCAUCUUUAUAUCCCCCACGGCUGUUUUGGGCUUUUUUCCUACUAAACCGCACCUACAAGUUGUACAAGCCCAUUAUGGGAUCAGGGUCGAUUUGCAUGGAAGUUGGAUAUGGGGCAAGGCUGGAAAACGUUCUGGAAACCAGCAGGAUAGAGGACGAAAGACCUCAAGACAUUGACCGGAAGAGGCAGGGCAGCGAGGGGGCUAGGACCCAGGUUUCAGAUACGUCGGCGCCUACGUCACUAGGACUCCGCCCCCGCGUCGGCCGCCGGACUGGAGCUCCCAGUCGGUUCCAAACAAGCCCGGCGCUCCGUAGUGCGCACGCUCAGUCCGGCCCUGCCGGCGUACCGCCCACCCAGGUCCUCUGGCUCCUGAGGGCGUGCUUGCGGGGAAAACUGAGGCGGGGGGCGUGCUUGAGUUCAUUUCUUCCUCGGCCACACCACAGGGCCAGCAGAGCUGAUCCCCUUCCUCAGAGCAUGGAAGUGCAGGAAAGGACAGAAGGAAGGGAGGGGGCCCAAGGCAAGCAGGGUCUGAAGAACCAGCAGAGAUCUGCCACACUCAAGAUGGCGGCGCGGCCGCGGCGAGGUCCCUCAGAGGCGGUACCAGCGCAUGCGCAGCGCGGAGUCCCGGCCCGGGACACAAGAUGGCGGCAGCGGCGCUGGGGAGGGCGAGGCGGAGGCGGCAAAACGGGCGGUCGAGCAGAACGUAUAGCCGCUUCCCCUCAAGUCCGCUCCGGGCAGCUGCUGAUAACGGGAAUCUCUUGGUACCCCAUCUAUUCCACUGCUGACCAGUCCACCCACCAGUGCUGAGCCUCCCUGCAGGCUUCUCCCUGCCUCUGUGGGACCCUGUGACGUGGGUCCUUCCAGCUGAGGAAGAAAACUCUCUCAUGCUAGCGUUGCAGACCCCAGAGGGUCCCUUGUGGGUGCUGAGAUGGCCAAUGAGAAUCACGGCAGCCCCCGGGAGGAAGCAUCCUUGCUGAGCCACUCCCCGGGCACCUCCAAUCAGAGCCAGCCCUGUUCUCCAAAGCCAGUCCGCCUGGUGCAGGACCUCCCAGAGGAGCUGGUGCACGCAGGCUGGGAGAAGUGCUGGAGUCGGAGAGAGAACCGGCCCUACUACUUCAACCGAUUCACCAACCAGUCCCUGUGGGAGAUGCCUGUGCUGGGUCAGCACGAUGUGAUUUCGGACCCUUUGGGGCUGAAUGCCACCCCACUGCCCCAAGACUCAAGUGUGGUGGAAACACCCCCAGCUGAGAACAAGCCCAGAACAGAAAAAAAGCCAAGUGGCAACGGCAUGAAGAAGCCCAAGAUUGAAAUCCCCGUGACACCCACUGGCCAGUCAGUGCCCAGCUCCCCCAGUGUUCCAGGAACCCCAACACUGAAGAUUUGGGGUACAUCCCCUGAAGAUAAACAGCAGGCAGCUCUCCUCCGACCCACUGAGGUGUACUGGGACCUGGAUAUCCAGACCAAUGCGGUCAUCAAGCACCGGGGGCCUUCGGAGGUGCUGCCCCCACAUCCUGAAGUGGAGCUGCUCCGUUCCCAGCUCAUCCUGAAGCUGCGGCAGCACUACCGGGAGCUGUGCCAGCAGCGAGAGGGCAUUGAGCCUCCUCGAGAAUCUUUCAACCGCUGGAUGCUGGAGCGCAAGGUGGUGGACAAAGGAUCUGACCCCCUAUUGCCAAGCAACUGUGAACCAGUUGUAUCACCUUCCAUGUUCCGUGAAAUCAUGAAUGACAUUCCCAUCAGGUUAUCUCGAAUCAAGUUCCGGGAGGAAGCCAAGCGCCUGCUCUUUAAGUACGCAGAGGCUGCUAGGCGGCUCAUCGAGUCCAGGAGUGCAUCUCCCGACAGCAGAAAGGUGGUCAAGUGGAACGUGGAAGAUACCUUCAGCUGGCUUCGGAAGGACCACUCAGCCUCCAAGGAGGAUUACAUGGACCGCCUGGAGCACCUGCGGCGGCAGUGCGGACCCCAUGUCUCAGCUGCAGCCAAGGACUCUGUGGAGGGCAUCUGCAGCAAGAUCUACCACAUCUCCCUGGAGUAUGUCAGACGGAUCCGAGAGAAGCACCUUGCCAUCCUCAAGGAAAACAACAUCCCAGAGGAGGUGGAGGCCCCAGAGGUGGAGCCUCGCUUGGUGUACUGCUACCCGGUACGGCUGGGCGGGUCUGCACCCCCCAUGCCCAGUGUGGAGAUGCACAUGGAGAACAACGUGGUCUGCAUCCGGUAUAAGGGAGAGAUGGUCAAGGUCAGCCGCAGCUACUUCAGCAAGCUGUGGCUCCUUUACCGCUACAGCUGCAUCGAUGACUCUGCCUUUGAGAGGUUCCUGCCCCGGGUCUGGUGUCUUCUCCGACGGUACCAGAUGAUGUUUGGCGUGGGCCUCUAUGAGGGGACUGGCCUACAGGGGUCGCUGCCCGUGCACGUCUUCGAGGCCCUGCACCGACUCUUUGGCGUCAGCUUCGAGUGUUUCGCCUCACCCCUCAACUGCUACUUCCGCCAGUACUGUUCUGCCUUCCCUGACACAGAUGGCUACUUUGGAUCCCGCGGGCCCUGCCUGGACUUUGCGCCACUGAGCGGUUCCUUUGAGGCCAACCCUCCGUUCUGUGAGGAGCUCAUGGAUGCCAUGGUCUCUCACUUCGAGAAACUGCUCGAGAGCUCGCCGGAGCCCCUAUCCUUCAUUGUGUUCAUCCCAGAGUGGCGGGAUCCCCCAACACCUGCGCUCACCCGCAUGGAGCAGAGCCGCUUCCGACGCCACCAGCUGAUCCUGCCUGCUUUCGAGCAUGAGUACCGCAGCGGCUCCCAGCACGUCUGCAAGAAGGAGGAAAUGCACUACAAGGCUGUCCACAACACGGCUGUGCUCUUCCUGCAGAACGACCCUGGUUUUGCCAAGUGGGGGCCGACGCCUGAGAGGCUGCAGGAGCUCAGCGCCGCCUACCGGCAGUCAGGCCGCAACCAUGGCUCUGGCUCCUCCUCCUCGUCCUCCUCAGAGGCCAAAGACCGGGACUCGGGCCGCGAGCAGGGCCCUAGCCGGGAGCCUCACCCCACUUAACACAUCCUGCGGGGAGGAGGAGCCCCAGGGGUGCUGGUAUAGACUGCUGGGCCUUGGGCCUUGGGGGCUGAGUGGACCCCAGGGCCCUCCCCUGGGUGGCUGCAGGACUUGGGCUGCCACUGACAUAGGAAGACUGCGGCUGCCAGGGCUUCCCUCCCUGCCCCUAGCCCCCCUCAGCUCACUCCACGGCCCCUGUAAAUAGGCCCCUGCCUCCUGUCCCACCCCACCCUGUUGCCAUCUUGUUUCAUUUGUAAAAGGAAAUACAGAAACCCCUCUGAGAACA